GAUAUUUCAAAGGUAAGUUGAAUACACUAUUUUAUACAAACAAAUAUAUUAGCCGACAGCCGAUUAUUAAUAUUAGCUGAUAUAAAGGUGAAUACCUUUUGAUAUAAAAGCCUUUUCUAGCACAAGGAAAACUAGGUCCAGGUGCAAGCUGUUUAGAAGUGGAUUUCACGAAUGUGUUGAGUUAGUCUGCUUCGAUUCAACAGACAAACUGUAAACUUCCUCACAAGCCAUAGGCAAAACUUCAACACAUUCCAUGGUGGAUUGGUACAACAGAUUGUAGAUGUAUGAAACCAAACACUGCGAAUAUGGGAAACGGUAACAAUAAAACAUUGCUAAGAGCAUGCGAGUGUGGUGAUUCUGGCAGUAUUCUUUCGUUGUUGGAAAAUGGAGCAAAUGUUAAUUAUACUGAUUCAUAUGGUAAUACGCCACUGUUAACAGCCAUUAUCAAUCAUCGUACACAUUGUGUAGAUGUGUUACUGAAUAAUUUUAUAUCUCGGGCCAACCCUGAGAAAACCGAGAAGACGACUAAGGUCACCCCUUUAAUGAUGGCAGCAGGUAAUUUAGAAAUUGUCAAAUUGCUGAUAAACAGGGGGUGCCAAUUAAAUCAGACGAAUAAGUUUAAGGAUUCUGCGCUACACCAUGCUGUUCGAAUUCAAAACCCCGAAGUUGUUAAAUUGCUUGUUUUAUGUGGAAUAGAUGUUAAUAUCACUAACAAGUACGGUGAAACUGCACAACACAUUGCUGUCGGUCUUGGCAAUGCGGAGAUAUGUAACAUUUUGUUAGCCAAGCAACAAAAUUUCGAUUCGUUCGAUCAGACUCAUCUCACACGUAUGCUACAGUAUGCUAUAAUGGUUAAAAACCGGGAGUGGGCUCUAACAUUACUUCGACACGUCACUUCCUUAGACUCGUCGUUACUAUCGAUGGCUUAUGAUAAUACAGACUAUAAAUUGGUGGAGAAUUUACUACAGAAUGGCUUUGACUUGACUCUCAUGAAUCCUGAAGCAAUAACUAUAUUUUUUAAAAAUGAAACGAGUGUGAUAGAAAAUAGCGCCAGGUGUGUAAACCACUUGUUUCAGUACGGUAUAGUCCAAGCGUUUAGUGGUAGACAUUUAUUGACUGCAAUUAGAGAACUGAAUGGGCGCACUUACUUCCGUCUCAAUGAAGGUUUGUGCAAAUACGGAUUUCUGUUUAUGACCAUACUUUACUGGUUGUACAUGUUGAACCUGAUAAAUAAUCAAGAGUUGCGCCGCCUCUCACAGUCACCUUUUUCAAGCGACCCGUUAUUAAAACUUGCUUCAAAUCCGAUGCCACUUCUUUGUAUAACCCGUAAUGUGAUUUGUGGAUCAUUAGGUCCACCUAACCAGUGGUAUAGUGUGGGUUUGUUGCCCCUGCCUGAUAAACUAAAAUCAUUUCUAAGAUAUGAAGAUAUCCUUAAUGCAAUGGGUGUAAAUUUCCAAAGUAAUCUUUAGACAUUGCUAGAUCUAACAGUUGCAUACUACCUUAUACAAUAAUAUUUAUAUACUAAACACCAUUUGUAUUUCCAGCUAAUUAUAGACAUUUGGUUUACAAGCGCUAUAUUCGCGAAAUGUGGAGAUUUGUAGCAUUAAGAUUACUACUGAAAUGAAAUAGGGUUUAACAACCUACUUUUGUGCACCGACAGUGGCGCUACGGCCUACUCUUAUUUCGAAUUCCAACUGUCAAGGGUUCUUCUACGCGCACUCCAGUGUGUACACGGGACCUCGGUCUUUCGUCCCAUCCUUCACCUCUGACAAGGGGGGGGGGACCACGGAGGAACAUUUCGAGGAAAUUUCUCGGCCAACACCGGGCGCGAACACGAGACCUAAUGGUAAGUGAGUCCAGUCGGAGCAGAACAGUAGGACGUUAAACCCUAUUUAAUUUCAUCUUAUUGGAUCUGAUUUGUUCUACCCAAGGUUCGGGUCUUCCUUAAAGGAAAGUGAACCUUGUGUAGUUAUAAUUUCCGUCAAAACAGUUGAAUUUAACAGUGUUAUAUCGAUUGGACAAAAAAAAUAUAAAUACGCGUGGCAUCUAUAAGCCCGACUGGUGCAGAAAAGUAGGACGUCAACCCCCACUUGAUUACAUUGCUCCAUAUCAGUCUCGUAAUUUGUAAUAUUUUACCAGGCUAUGAAUCCGUGUGAAAAUUCGCGGAACAUAACCAUCAAAAAUGUUAGGGGAAGAGGCGGACUUUUUGGAACAUUGUACCCGAAACUAUAGUCCGUUAAACGCUGUGGCUUUUUACCAGUGAUAUAAAGUUUCAUGUAGCUGGACGGGACGAAGAUAAACUGUUUUAAUAAUCGUUUCAAAACCUAAUUUAUACACCAAAAUAUAUCUGGGAUUUGACUUUCAAAAUGCUGUUUCACUUCGACAAUUCGAUGAACUGGUCAGCCAUUUUGAAUUCAUCUUUGUUACUUUCUUUCCCUCGAUAUGCUCACACCCAUAAAACUCAUUGUGUUUAUUGUAUCA
Messenger RNA from Patella vulgata (common limpet), 2481 nucleotides. Its product is annotated as putative ankyrin repeat protein RF_0381. NCBI's taxonomy places the organism in Eukaryota, Metazoa, Mollusca, Gastropoda, Patellidae. The record is from RefSeq and is a predicted model, not a curated record. Gene Ontology annotation, molecular function: protein binding. The coding region runs from base 285 to 1469 and encodes 394 amino acids. The transcript is spliced from 2 exons.